Molecule: messenger RNA, 1583 nt
Organism: Chara braunii
Lineage: Eukaryota; Viridiplantae; Streptophyta; Charophyceae; Charales; Characeae
Source: the annotation of a GenBank genome assembly
GGCCUCGUACUACCGAAGAUUUAUCAAGGGCUUCGCAGCAAUUGCGGGACCCCUCACGAAUCUGCUGCGCAAAGAUUAGCCGUUGAUCUGGACGCCGGAAUGCAAUCAAGCGUUUUCCAAACUCAAGGCCGCUCUCAUUUCGGCUCUGGUCCUUAUAAGACCGGACCCCGAAAAACCUUUUGUUCUCAUCACAAACUGACAGCCAGAGGCAAUUUCGGCGAUCCUUGCCAAGGUGGGACCAAGCGGACUGAGAGUGUGGUGGAGUAUGCCUCCAAAUCGGUGCCUGCUUGCAAGCGCAACUACGCCGCUCCAACGGGGGAAUGCUACGCGGCUCUCUGGGGAAUCAGCCACUUUCGCGCUUACCUGUACGGGCGGAAGUUCACCUUGGUAACUGAUCAUGAGCCCCUGUUGGCUCUGAAGAAAUCGAAGGAUUACUCUGGCAUGAUCGGGCGAUGGGCAACAGUGCUGCAGAGCAUGGACUUUGACAUUCGUCAUCGGAAGCACGAGAGACACGGGAAUGCGGACGCACUGACACGACUGCACCGACCCGAGAAAGUUCCGAAGAGUGAGGAGGUGAUUCUGUGGAACGAACCUGAACAUGAGAUCGGACCUCGGUACGACCAAGUGGAGAUCUUAUCGAAGCAGGACGAGGAUACGCUACCAUCGCGGCAGGAGUAUCUCAAGCCGUACGAUAUCAUCCCUCACGCCUUUUAUCCAAGGGUGGAGGAAGUGGUGAUCGACGACGACGAAGAAGACGAGGACGAGGAAACAUCGGAGGAGGGAAGCUAUAGUGAACAUAGCGAGGGCRASYUGAGCGAAGGAGAAGAGGAGGAAGAAGAAACCGGAUCUGAGUGGGAAGCCUUGCCGGAGGAAGCGACGCGUACGGGAACGGAGGCGGAAGAUCCGGAAGCGGCGCGAAAGCGCGAAGAAAUUGCCACCGGGAAGCGCUUGCUGGAGUUCGCCAGCGAAGCUAACCUGCGCAUCGGUAAGGAUCCGACCAGGGAUCCAGAGCCGCCGAAGCACGAAGAUGGCGACCCUGCAGCCGCCACCUCAAGUACCGCGCGAUGGAGACGGAGCCGAUCCCCCUCCUCCUCCAGCCCCACCCGUCCCCUAGUUCGCCCACGUACCGAUGCGGGCGAUAGGCCUUCGUCCUCGGACGCUGUCCCGCCGACCCCUUGAUUUCCUCACCCUCGAGCAGAUCCGUACCCCCGUCACCUUCCCUUCCCAUCCCUUCCUUCCCCAUCUCUUCCUUGACUUCUAUUCUACCCGCCUACUCGCCACCGUCCACCCCCACGCCUCCCCUCAAUCCGUUGCCCCCAUGUUCUGCUGGCAUCUCCUGCUGUUCAGCGCUGCAUGGGAGCGAUGCAACGUGGUAGAGGUUUACUACGUUGCCACGGGGACAAUCCCCGCCUGCCGCCACCACGAGUUCUUUCGAGCGGCGCUUUUCUGCACCCUCUCCUCCUUCUAUCGCGACUACCUUACUUCCCUCCCUCGCAGCGGCGAUCACUUCCCCCACUUCCACCGGAUCAUCCGAUAUGAGGAGCUUCUGGUGACGAUGGAAGGAAUGAAUUGCUUCCUACCCC